AUGGACAGCUCAAGAGACAGCGCUGGAGGGCGCAUAUUUGGUGAGAGGCUGGCGGAGAAGAUACCCGCCCCUAUACCAGAGACAUCGGUGCUGCCAACCCAUUUGAGCAUCGAUACCGACUCUACUGUUCGCAGUAGUUCUUCAGAUCCAGCGCUUCCGCGGAUAGAGGAGAGUCAGGCAGCGGAUGGGACCGCGUACACCCAACGCUCGACCUUGCGAUCUCUACCUGCUUGGAUUCGGUCGGUUGAGGAGAUUGAAGAGGACGGACAUGAAGCCUCGGCAAGCGAUCAUUUACUUCCUUCCCAGCCAGGCGACGCGUUCGUCGCUCAGCACAACCACUCGCCGUACACACCAUCUAAGCCGCAACCUUCUUCCUCGAUUAUCAACGGCUUAUUUGACGACGAAGACGACGACACCCCACCGGUCAAUCGUGAAUCGCGCUGGGUAACGUUCUCACGGACCAUCCAAUACCCUCGAGAGGCUGGCAGAGAGGAACAACAUGUCACGCCGGAAUGGAUGAACGAGAACCACGGUGAUUACUUGCAACCGUGGCGAGGAAAGCAUUUGGAGGGCGAUAGUCCGGAGUAUCCACUACACAGCGGAGGGCGAAGGGAGAUCUGGUUCAAGCGCUUCCAGAACACACUUCUCCGGAGCCCAAUGAUACCCAUGAUUCUUCGGAUGACUGUCUGGUGCUUCUCGCUCUCUGCGCUAGCUCUAGGUGGAUCGAUCCAGCACAUGGCCAAAGGAAGGAGUCAUCAUCAAGGCCCAUCUGCAUUGAUGGCAAUCAUUGUUGAUGCAGUCGCCCUGGUUUACCUCAUAUAUAUCACAUGGGACGAGUACACAUCAAAGCCUCUGGGUUUACGUUCUCCCUCGGCUAAAGCACGUCUUAUUCUCCUCGAUAUCUUUUUCAUCGUCUUUGAUUCCGCCAAUCUUAGCUUGGCCUUUGCUUCACUCUCCGAAGUAACAGGAUCCUGCACCGAAGCGGAAGUCAACCAAACGAUCGAUCCUCGUGAUGAUGGUAUUUGUGUGAGACAAAAGGCACUUGCUUCUGUAUUGCUAGUUGCGCUCCUGGCUUGGCUCACAACGUUCUCGAUUAGUGUGCUCAGACUUGUUGAAAGAGUAACACAGUGA
This is a messenger RNA of Penicillium paradoxum, 1131 nucleotides long. Its product is annotated as phospholipase D regulator. Bases 1 to 1131 code for a protein of 376 amino acids. The transcript is spliced from 3 exons. Gene Ontology annotation, cellular component: fungal-type vacuole; cell periphery. Lineage: Eukaryota; Fungi; Ascomycota; Eurotiomycetes; Eurotiales; Aspergillaceae. The record is from RefSeq and is a predicted model, not a curated record. Gene Ontology annotation, biological process: positive regulation of catalytic activity.